Paramecium primaurelia is the source of this 165-nucleotide messenger RNA. NCBI's taxonomy places the organism in Eukaryota, Ciliophora, Oligohymenophorea, Peniculida, Parameciidae. The record is from the annotation of a GenBank genome assembly.
AUGAGUGUUCGUAAAAUUCAACGAGAUCUAGGACCUUAGACUGAAGGUUAUAAAGGUGUAUUUAAAGGGGUUUCUGAAAAUCUGAAUGUUGGUGUAGGCAAGUAUGCUGCAACAAUUACUAUGGAAUAAAGACAACAUCACUAUAACAUUGGAUGGAAACCGUGA